Molecule: messenger RNA, 867 nt
Organism: Aureobasidium vineae
Lineage: Eukaryota; Fungi; Ascomycota; Dothideomycetes; Dothideales; Saccotheciaceae
Source: the annotation of a GenBank genome assembly
AUGAAGUCAACAGUUUACCCUCUGACUAUCUUCGCUGGCUUGCUGGCCUCCACAAAAGCAACCCCUCUCCCUGUCCCUGUCGACAAAAGCCUCAAGGAGUGCGGUAGCCAAUGGUACAGCCCAAGCAGCUAUACCUGCCGAGUCGGAGCUGAUAGUAACGCCCUCUGCCCGGUCGUUAACGGCGAAGCCAUGGAGGACUGCAAUGGCACCUGCUACACACCUUGCUGCUACAGGUUCGCAUCUGCAUCGUCAAUAGCCCGUGCAUCUACUAACCAUGACCNNAGCUGCAGCGGAACGACUCUUGUUGAGAAUCCCAGAAAGACCAGCGGAACCUUCACCCUUACUGCCAGCAAUCCGGAUCAGCCCUUCGACGGCGAACCUAUUCAAGCUGCUGGUAAUCACUUCUGGGUCGGAGGACAUGCCGCCACCUACUGUCCAUCAAACGUUGGCAGUAUCUGCACCUCAUUCCCCAAUGACACCACCCUCAUCGGCAACGGCUACAUGGUAAGCAGAACAUAUUGCUCAGGGUUGAAGCAUUGGCUGACCAAGCACCAGGCAACUGUGGUUCCCGGCGGACAGAGCAUCUACUGGCAGAAUGAUGGAUCGAUGGCCUUCACCCAAGCACACUCGUCUGCGCAAUACAACUUGAGCUACUACGGCGGCGGCAUUGCCUACGAGGGCGGUGGCUACUUUGGACCCAACGGAGAAGACUUGAUCACUUGCCCUGUCACGCCAGAAGGCAGCAACACGACAGCCUGGAAGCUCUUCGCACGUCUGUCCGGUGUUGGAUUCCCAAGCUCGUGCGUCGGAUUGUAUGUCGUCGUCCAUGACCAGAACAUCACAGCAGGUGCUUGGCAGUACACCUAG